Molecule: messenger RNA, 4328 nt
Organism: Mercurialis annua (annual mercury)
Lineage: Eukaryota; Viridiplantae; Streptophyta; Magnoliopsida; Malpighiales; Euphorbiaceae
Product: disease resistance protein RPV1-like
Exons: 5
Coding region: 169-3765 (1198 amino acids)
Biological process (GO): defense response; signal transduction
Molecular function (GO): protein binding; ADP binding
Source: RefSeq, a predicted model, not a curated record
AACUAUUUGGCGAGGAUAAGUGAAUUUUCAGAGGAAGUUUCUGUGAAAUUUAACGAGACAUUACAAAGUCAUAUCCUCCGCCAAAAAGUCAGCCCUCCUCGCCCAUCCUUCUUCUAUCACUCCAUUUCUUUUUGCUCGUCUUUUCCAGAAUUUCAAAACUCAUUUCAAAUGGGUGCAAAAAGACCAUCACCAUCAUCAUCAUCAUCAUGUAAGUGGACUUAUCACGUGUUCUUGAGCUUCAGAGGAGGAGACACCCGCAAGAAUUUCACCGAUCAUCUCUACACAGCUCUAAUUCAAGCCGGCAUUCACACAUUCAGAGACGACGACGAAAUCCGAAGAGGCGAGAACAUCGACUCAGAGAUCGUCAAAGCAAUUCAAGAAUCACAAAUUUCAGUGCUGGUGCUUUCCAAAGACUACGCGUCUUCAAGAUGGUGCCUCGAUGAACUUGAGAUGAUCAUGGAACGUCGGAGGACUGACGGCCACGUUGUUGUGCCUCUUUUUUAUGAUGUGGAUGCCACCCAAGUUGGGCAACAGAGCGGUGGUUACGGUGAGGCGUUUGCUAGACAUGAAACGGUGUUCGAUAAGGAGAUGGUUGAGAGAUGGAGAUCGGGUCUUAGACAAGUUGCUGACAUGGGAGGCUUGGCUUUGGAGAACAGGCAUCAGUCACAGUAUAUUCAAGAUGUUGUUAAAGAGGUUGGAAAUAAGCUGAAUCGCAUAGUGCUUAACGUUUCUCCAAACUUGGUUGGAAUUGACUUGCGUAUAGCUGAUAUUAAUUCAUGGCUACAAGAUGAUUCAAAAAAUGUUGGCGUAGCAACAAUAUAUGGAGUUGGGGGAAUCGGCAAGACAACUCUUGCAAAGAUUGUUUACAACCAGAACUUUGACCGAUUUGACGGUGCAAGCUUUCUAGGAAAUGUCAGAGAACUGUCUGAACAAUCGAACGGUUUGGUACGCUUGCAACGAAAACUUCUUUCGGAUCUUCUUGAGGGGAAAACAGUCAAAAUAUACAACACGGAUGAAGGAAUUAUGAAGAUAAAAGAUGCCAUAUGCCGCAGAAGAAUCCUUCUUAUUCUUGAUGAUCUAGAUCAGCUAGACCAAUUUAAUGCAAUCAUCGGUAUGCGGGAGUGGUUCUUUUCAGGAAGUAAAAUUAUUGUAACAACUAGACAUGAGCGCUUGCUGAGGGCAAAUGAAGUUAGUAAGAUGUUUAGAGUUAACGAAUUGGAUGAUAAUGAGUCGCUGCAGCUUUUCAGUUGGUAUUCUUUUAGGCAAGAUCAUCCUGUUGAAAAUUUUGAGCAACAAUCCAAAAGAGCUGUGGAUCUUUGCAGUGGCCUUCCGCUAGCUCUUCAGGUUCUGGGCUCCUCUCUUUCAGGCAAAAGCACACAAGUUUGGGAAAGCGCAUUGCAGAAGCUGGAAGCCAUUCCUGACAGUAAAGUUCAGAGGAUUCUUAGAGUAAGCUUUGACUCUAUAGAAGAUGAUCAUGAUAAAAGUUUGUUCCUUGACAUAGCUUGUUUUCUCACUGGAAUGGAAAAAGACUAUGCAAUUAGUAUACUACAAGGCUGUAAAUUCUAUGCAGUUGUUGGAAUUAACAAUCUCAUUGCCAGGUGUCUUUUAACAAUUAAUGAAGGAAACAAACUGAUGAUGCAUCAAUUAAUUAGAGACAUGGGGAGAGAAAUUGUUCGUCAAGAGUCUCCUGAGGAUCCUGGGAAACGUAGCAGAGUUUGGCGGGAUAAAGAUGCAUUUAGCAUAUUAAGAGGACAUACUCAGGGUACAGGAACAGUCAAGGGCCUCACACUAAACCUAGAGAUGUUGAAGGAAGCCAGUGCUGGUGAAUUAAAUACAAAAGGGACACAUUGUGAAGAUUCUACUGAUGAACCAAUCCUUCAUAACCAAGGAAAUCUUUCAAUACAAUAUAGCCGUGGUAUCUUCUCUCGACAACCAGUGAGCCGUGGUUUAGCAAAUCCAUUUUAUGAAGUGAACCUGAAAACAAAGGCAUUUGCCGAAAUGGACAGACUGAAGUUACUCCAACUCGGUAGUGUUAAACUCAGUGGGGAUUAUGAAAAUUUUCCUAAAGGUUUGGUAUGGUUGUUUUGGAGUGGAUUCCCUUUAAAAUCCAUUCCUAAUACAUUCCAAUUGGAGAAGCUUGCUGUUCUUGAUAUGCGCAGGAGCAGCCUAAUCAAUGUUUGGAAAGGAACAAGGUUCCUAGUUGAUCUAAAAAUCCUCAACCUCAGUCAUUCUCAUGGCCUCGUCAAAACCCCAAACUUCAUGGGCCUUCCAUCUCUUGAGAGAUUGAAGCUCAAGAAUUGCAUAAACUUGGUCGAGCUGGACGAAUCCAUAGGCUACCUUAAACAACUUAUUGUACUAGAUUUAAGGGGCUGCAAAAAUUUGAAAAGGCUUCCUAGAGAAAUUGGGUUGCUGGUAUCUCUUGAAAAAGUAAAUUUAUGUAAUUGCUCAAAACUUGAUCAACUUCCAGAGGAGAUGAGGAAAAUGCAGUCACUGAAGGUCCUUUAUGCAGAUGGUACUGCCUUAACUCAUCCAGAAGCUGUGACCGGUCCAUGGUACUCAACCUUUUGGCCAUGGUCACUACCAAGAAAAGACCCACGAUCAAUCACUUUUUCAUUUGCUAUUUUACCCAGCCAUUUGGUGACUUUAAGUCUAGCAGACUGCAACCUAUCAGAUGCAGCUAUUCCAAAUGAUCUACGAGGUCUCCAGUCAUUGGAAUCUUUAGAUCUUAAAGGAAACCCGAUCCACAGCAUUCCAGAAAGCAUCAAAAGUCUGUCUACACUCCAGUAUCUUUGCUUGGACAAGUGCACAAGCCUUCAAUGUCUUCCGGAGCUUCCAAUAAGUUUGGAGGAAUUGAAGGCAGAGGGUUGUACAUCAUUGGAAAGAAUUACCAAUCUGCCAAAUUUGUUGAGUAACUUGCUGGUGGAACUUUUUGGUUGCGACCAAUUAGUUGAGGUACAAGGUUUGUUCAAACUAGAAUCAAUUAUGAACAUGGACAUAGAAAUGAUGGAUGGCUUAGGCUUGCACGAUGCAUCGUCCUUGGGGAGCUCGGAAAUCACAAUGUUUAGUGCCAUAGCUAAUAGAGAAAUGAGGACUUCUCCCCAGGUAUUGCAAGAAUGCGGCAUCUUCAGCUUCUUCCUUACUGGUAGUGAGGUCCCAAACUGGUUCAGCUAUAAAAGCAUGGACUGUUUGUUAUCAUUUACAGUAAAUCCAGUUUCCGGUCACAAGAUCAGAGGUUUAAAUUUAUGCACAGUAUAUUCACGCGAUCAUGCGAUAUAUUGGUUGCACGCUGCUGGUCAUUAUGCUAGGAUCAGUAACGAAACCAAGGGUACAAAUUGGAGUUAUAGUCCGACAUUCUAUGGACUCCCGGAAGACGAUGAGGAUAUGAUAUGGUUAAGCUACUGGAAGUUUGGAGGUGAAUUUGAAGUAGGAGAUAGGGUGAAUGUUUCGGUGCGUAUGCCACCCGGGUAUUACGUAAAAGAGUAUGGCAUUCGCGUUGUGUACGGGAAGGAUAGCGAACGAGAUAGCAAAGGCAUAGCAGAAAGCAGGUCGAUUUGGCAUCAGAAUAUAACUGAUAGAGACUUGUCGCGGUAUGAGGUUGGAAUAGGAAAGGAAGUUUAUUUCCUACAUCAUCAUCCAUUUACAACCCCUGAUGAACUACUGAAGUUAGCAGCUCCAGAUGACUCAGAAAGUGUAGGUGGAAAUCAGAUGGAAUGGAGCAGACAUCUUGUUGUAACUGAUCCAACUUUGAAGUAUACCUUUACUUGAGUGCAGUACACCUAUUUUUGCUUACCACGUACUACUCCUCGUUGGUUGCAUAACACUCUUAGGGGUGAGCAAAAAUUGAAUUAAGCUGUUUAUCCAAAUCAAAUCAAAUCAAAGUUGAGGACUUUUUUCAUUUCUCGUUAUAGCACAGAGUUGAUGGUAUUUUGUGCAGUAUUUUCCUGCGGGUUUUGCAAAGAAGUACAUGGGUGAUGCUGGGGAGUAUGUGAGCGUUGCUGGUGACGAUAGAAGAGAGUGGAAUCUGAGGACCAAUCAAAAAAAUCGAGACGUUUGAGUUUCGGCAACGGAUGGACUGCAUUCUAUCAAGAGAAUGGUUUGAAGGAAGGCGAUAUUUGCAUUUUUGAAUUGGUUCGCAAGAAUGUGUUCCAUGUCUAUAGUUUAUAGUUAGAGCUGAGCAAUUACUUUGUUGGUGACUGCUACAUUUAUAAUUUAAAAACAUUGAUAGUUCUAAGUAGCCAAGAAAAAACUAAAAAAAACUGAGAUGUUAGUUCUAUGUAACUUGAAAGGUUUCUUUUAUAAUUUUUGCCUAAUAAAAAACAUUAAGAGAA